Cydia amplana is the source of this 3363-nucleotide messenger RNA. It is a transcript of the gene SWIP, whose product is annotated as WASH complex subunit 4. NCBI's taxonomy places the organism in Eukaryota, Metazoa, Arthropoda, Insecta, Lepidoptera, Tortricidae. Bases 79 to 3354 code for a protein of 1091 amino acids. The transcript has 5 exons. Gene Ontology annotation, biological process: endosomal transport; endosome organization. The record is from RefSeq and is a predicted model, not a curated record. Gene Ontology annotation, cellular component: endosome; WASH complex.
CUCCGGCGUCAACAGUUUAACAAAAAAAUGCUAUAAUAUUUGAUAAUUAAAAGGGAAAAUAUAUUUUCCAUUAUAACAAUGCGUACCGACGUCGAGAAAGAAGCAGGCUCGACGCUCCUGAAAAAAUAUGGCCAGUUCUUCAAGCAGCAAUAUCAAGAUUGUAUAUCAAUGUCUAACAAUGAAUACUGGGAAGAAAAUAAAACAUUUUUACCCGUGCAAGUGGUUAUGGAGUCGUGUGAACUCGUUCCUAUUACAGAAUUGGUUUCAUCAGAUAACACUUUAAUGACAAAAGUGCUCAGUGUCCUUUCUUCACUUUGUAUUGAAGUGAUGACCUUAAAACGGGAGGCAUAUGAAAGGCAUUUUAUAUUCCUGGCUGCUUAUGAUGAAUACAGCAAAAGUGACAUCAGUUCACAAAUGGAAGCAAUAUGCCAGCUAAGUGCCUUCACAAGCCGCUGUGAAGACACAUUGAAGAACCUCUGCACACAGGCCUUUGCUUUAUUUACUGAGAACAUAAUCAACCUAUCAAAGAUCCAGCUCCACUACAUAAUCAAUCACAUAGGAGAGGUGUUCACUACUGUUGUUCUUUUGGAGAUCUUGAUCUCCAGUUCAUCUUUGACCAGGAAUUGGCACAACUAUUGCAAACGGCUAAAAUGCUUGAAGCAGAGCGCAGAAACUGUGGACUUGGCUGAUGACAAGUUUAUUGCAGUAUUGGGAGCUAUUGAUAACAUAACGGCUAAAGUUAUGAGUGAUGAUAUUGUGCAGAACUCCCUAAACAGCCUGCUUGGUCUAAGAAAGACCUUGAUAGACAGGAAUUGCUCAAUGAUUGCUGACCAAUUCAGUCAUUAUCUGAGACAUGCCAUAGCCAGCCUUGACAAGCUAGUGCAGGACAAGCCCAAUGUCAGCAGUAUGAACAAGUGUAUUAAAAUUAAUGCACUUUUUGUAUUGAAUUCACACUUGUUUGGAAAUAAUGACAAGAAGAAUUUCAAGGCUCUCAUGGAACUCAACACUAAGGCACAUAGCAUACCUAUUGUUGGAACUACAGUUUGGUUCCCAGAACAAUUUCUCCAAAGAUAUUUAUCAUCACUUUGUGCAAGCCAUGGAAAGUUGUCCCAGACAAUGCUUAAAGCCCGGCAAGCAUAUAUGAGUAGCAAAAAGUCCUCCCUCGCUCGAGAUGUUACUACUCUACAGGCAGUGUGCACGCAGUGGGUACUCAACAUGGAGGAUAUCUAUUCGUCUAGUCAUCGAGAGUUAGGAGCGGCAGAAAUGAAUGUACACUCCAAGACCCUUUUAGAUGGACUUGAUUUGGCUUCAAAUAUAAACUAUUCAAUCUUAACAUUAAUCAAUCUACACCUAUGUUUAGGAGUACCUCUAUCAAAAAGCGUACUGAAGUCAUUGUUUGAGGUAACAGAGGUACUCAAGAGUAUAAAAAACGCAGUCAGCCGAAAUCACGAUCAGAUAUUGAACUCUGUAAACAUGGUUAUCCAACACCUGACAUUUCAAGCGACAUGUUCCGUUCUAGAAGUGAAAAAGACAUUGAUGGGUGACAAGAACUAUGCAAAUAAGAGACUAGAUGACUUGACAUGCAUUGUUAUUGCAGAAAGAGCCCUCAAGGGGACAGUCACGUUGGAACGUAACAUUGCUGCCAACAUAGCUCUAAGUUUUAUCCCAGAAAGCAUUUAUCUCGACGAUAGCUACGAAAAACUUGGGUUACUACUUGAAAAAAUACAAUCACUGGCAAACUUUAUGAAGGUAAUGGAAGACUUAUGUAAUUGCUCGUGGGUAGUUUGGCACCAAAAUGUCAUACCUAUUUAUUUUGAACAGAAUUUCACCAUCCAAUUGAAUGUCUUGAAAUUGAAAUACUUUUUAAUGGUAUUGGAGGACUGUGUGGUGUUUUUACAUAAAAUUGAUAAACAGUUUAGAGAAGACAAAGCCAAUGAGUUGCUUGACAAUGUCAAAGUUCUAAUAACAGAAAAUGUUCUGAGGACUACAAAUCAAAACAUAGAAACUAACUUACGACUACACAUUCACUCCCACUUGCAACUUGAUGUCAUCAAUCCGUUUACAACAGAUAUGACAAAAAAGUUGCUGCUAGUUAUUGAUAGAUUUAGAGUCCAGUGCGUCUACAUGGCAGUCAUACCAUCGCUAGAACAUUACUUGUCCACAAUGUAUUACAAUUUAACUACUGUUGUUUUAUCAGACUGGAAAACCUAUGGGGAAAUGAGACAAAUGGCUAAAUUCAAAUUUAACCUAACUACAGUUCAAGACAACCUGCCCACGCAGACGCUAGAACAAGGUUUAGAUGUUCUAGAAAUCAUGCGCAACAUACACAUAUUUGUGUCCAAAUACCUGUACAAUCUCAACAACCAGAUAUUUAUAGAAAAGAGCAGUAAUAACAAACAUUUGAAUUCAAUAAAUAUCAAACACAUAGCCAACUCUAUAAGGACCCAUGGCACCGGUAUAAUGAACACCACAGUCAAUUUUACAUACCAAUUUUUAAAAAAGAAAUUCUUCACCUUUUCCCAAUUUAUGUACGACGAGCACAUAAAAUCGCGACUCAUCAAGGACUUGAGAAACUUUAAGGAAAUUGCAGAUACCAACGGAAACAUGUAUCCAUACAAGAGUGCAGAAAAGUUUAACAAGGGUAUAAAAGUGUUGGGACUCGCAGAAAACGGCGAGAGUUACUUGGACCUGUUCAGAGACCUGAUCAGUCAGAUAGGCAAUGCUAUGGGUUACGUUCGAAUGAUUCGAUCUGGUGGAAGACACUGUUGUGCAGAUGCCACUGCGUUCUUACCUUCCCUAGAGCCUACAAAGUCAUUUAAAGAAUUAGCAGAAGAAAGUGGUGUAGAUGCUAAAGUUAUUCAGGCAUCUCAAGUGUUGGAGAGCAAUAUCAAUUGCUUAAUAAGCAAUUUCAUUCAAGGAACCGAAUACUUUAAAUUGCUUCUGGAUGUAUUUGCGCCAGUUUUCAGAAACCCCAAAAAUGUUCAUCUAAAGAAUUUCUACAUCAUUGUGCCCCCACUGACUCUGAAUUUUGUAGAACACAUGAUUUUGUCAAAGGACAAGAUUUCAAAGAGGAAUAAGGUCGGAGCUGCAUUUACAGAUGACGGAUUUGCUAUGGGUAUAGCAUACAUACUCAAAUUACUUGAUCAGGACCAAAGUUUUGAGGCGCUUCAUUGGUUUGAUUCUGUAUGGAAACACAUAAAAGACGAAAGGAAAGUCCUGGAGGAUCAAAAGGCUAAGGGAUCAGUACAACUACAGCAGGCACUGGCACUCACUGAGAAAAAGAUCAAGACUUUGGAAGAAGAAUAUAAACUUCUCUAUUAUAGCCUAACAAGUGCUAGAAUAUUUUUCAGGUAGGUGGGUGUU